Messenger RNA from Malania oleifera, 3345 nucleotides. RefSeq names its product protein CHLOROPLAST J-LIKE DOMAIN 1, chloroplastic. The record is from RefSeq and is a predicted model, not a curated record. Bases 107 to 979 code for a protein of 290 amino acids. Gene Ontology annotation, cellular component: chloroplast membrane. The transcript is spliced from 9 exons. Lineage: Eukaryota; Viridiplantae; Streptophyta; Magnoliopsida; Santalales; Ximeniaceae.
GGAAAGACUGGGGGGGAGUCCGCUAUAAAAUUGGACCACGACUGCGGCGAGUCUAAUUUCUCUAGACUUCCAAAACGGGACAGGGUCGGGAAGACCAGCCCAGAAGAUGUACUCGCCGGCGAUUCCCAUCCAUGCCCCCAUCACAGCCGUCAAUUCCCGCCGCCGACUCCCUCUGCCACCACCCUAUCUCCAAAGGUUUUCUAGAAUAAUUCCACGGAGUAAAAGGCUGGUUUUGGCUGCUGCUUCUGCUGCAGGAAGUUCUAGUUCGGGCAGUGACUUAAACCCAUAUUCGGUUCUUGGUGUGAGUCCUAUUGAGGGAUUUGAUGCAAUCAAGUCAGCAUAUACAAGAAAACGCAAGGAUGCUGAGAGGAGAGGCGAUGAAGCAGCUGCUGCCCAGUUGGAGAAAGCAUAUGACCAGGUCAUGAUGGCACAAUUAACCAAUCGGAAGAAGGGUGUGACAUUUGGCUCAUUUAAGGUUUCAAAGGAUAUCAAAUUUGCUGACAAGCAGCCAAUUGUACCAUGGGGCCCAAGGUUCACCAAGUCUACUGAGAAAGAUAUGCGCAUCAAUUUGGCAAUAUCUGCUGUAUUUACAACUUGGGUUGUUAUCAAACGCAAUGCUGAAUGGAAACCUUUGCAGUUUUUGGGCUUUGUAUUUGUUUAUAGGAUUUUUGAGAAGUUGAAAGCUUUUGAGCCAUCAGUAUCUCCAACUCUUACUGAAGAUGGUGAGGAUGAAGGCCGCACAUUGCGAAUGGGAAAAAGGCUGCUUCGUUCUCUUGCACUAGUUUUUGGUUGUAUUGCCAUGUCUUCAUUGGCAUAUACAGGUAUCUUGAAUUUCAUCGAGUUCGUGGGUGGUUACAUUCCCGCUUUUCUUUACAAUAACCAGGUAUGGACAUUGACAUGUUCUCAUGGACAAAGGCAUUGUUCCAUGGUAGAUGGACUUUCUCUUAUGAUAGCAGUAUGUGCUCAUUUGUGUUUUUAGGCUAUGAAAAAGGACAAAAGACACUGACCUCACUUGAGGUUUUGGCGAAAAGAUAGAGGCCUUUCUAAAGUUUCAAAUUUUCUACAGAUCUGUUUCAAAAAUUCAGCAUGCCUGCUUGGCAUUUGAUAAUUGGGACACUUAUAACCCUUCCCUGAGCUUGUAUUUUUGCCAAAUAUCAAGGGAAGUCGGCAUCUUUUUGCAAAACCUCAGGCAAGGUCUGUGGGAUGUCAACCUCAAGGAGGUCCGCAUCUUUUUGCCAAACAUUUAGGGAGGUCCGUGGAAUUUUUGAAACUUUAGGAAGGUCUACAUGACUUCUUCACCAAAUCUUUAGGGGAUGUCACCCAUUUUCUACACUCCCUUAGUGCUAAGGUAUUUUAAUUACUCAGGAUGUCAUACCUAGCCCAGGCAGGUGUGUACAUAUGCUGAUACACUGGUUCAUGAUAACUGCUUCUGAUAUUGCUUAAAAGAAUUUUUUUUUUGCUUCAAACGAUUGAAAUGAAGUGUUCUCUUACUAGUGUCUAGAUCCACAAGUAUUAUGCAGAGGAUUGUAAUGUGUUUGGUUGUGAUUGACCGUUGAGGUUCUGUGCGAAUGUUCUCUUGGUUUUUUUGUUUGGGAUGCAUUUGUUUAAUAUCUUAACUUUAAUACAAAGCAAACAAGAAAAGAAGAAGGCCAGCAAUUCAAGGCCAUCCAUCCCUGACUUUUAUCUCCAUGUCCACUCUUUGGAAGCGUCAGGAGUCAAGCUUGAAUCUGGAAAAAAGAGGUCAUAUACAAUGUUGAAUGGCAUCAAAGGAUUAAUCUUUGGAACUCUUUUUCACCUUUGAUCUGCAAAAACAAUUUGCACAAACAGUAGUCUUGAUGAUACUAAGGGUAUUCUUUGACAAUGACCACUUAAUUCCUGAAAACAAGAAGAGGCUUUGGCAGUAAAGAGAGGCGAGGUUCAUAAAGAUUUUAUAGCUGCUUCAAUAGUUCAAUCUCCUCCUUCCCCUCAACCUGAUUGAAUCUCCACUACUUUAUGUUCUCACAGUGCCUUUAUGAUCAUGAAGAGAUGGAUCAGAAAUCAUUUUAAAUUUUUAUACGAACAAGUGUUUUUGUGAAGAUCACGCAUGCAGAGGAGACUAGCACACAAAGGGAACUGUGGAUUGCCUUGUUUAAAUCGACAAAUUAAAAUUAAAGAGAUUCAAGGAGAUCCCGACUCCAUUGUACUCCUUGCUCUUGUCAAUUUUCAAUGCGCCUGCUAAACUCUUUUCCUUGUCGACCUAUGUGUAUAUUGAAGAAGUUCAUGAGCUGGUAAGGAAAUAUUGAAGAUAACUGAAACAGGAUAUCGUUGAAUGGUACCCUAUUAGAUAACUAGUGGCUUUUCUCUACCCCUAAACCAUUAUUUAGUAAUUAUAAUCUGAUACGGAACUGUACUAAACCUAAUAUGUUGGAGCACUGCAAUUCAUUUAGGAUUGGGCAACUUUAGAAUGAGAAUACUAAGAGUUUGAGACUAUUUUAACUUGAUAUGCUCAACAAAACAGAAGUUGGAUUGUGCUUAUUGUUAAAAUUUUCCUUGUAUGCCUUAAAUCCGUGGAAACUAUCAGCCUGUUUGAUGAAUUUCUUUGUAAUUUUUUUUAUAUGCCAUACAAUGAGUCAGAUAAAUUCUGAUACGUGUGAAUUUCAAAUUUGAUCUCAAAUACCCAUUUUUAAGAAUAUGCUCACCAUGCAUGAUGCAUCAUAAUUUAAAUAAAUGCAGUAUGAUGAAUUUCCUAUUGCUUUGCCCUUUGAGGGCAAAUCAUUCAGCAAAGAAGGCAUUUCAUCCUUGUACAAAACAAUUGGCCUUGUGAAUGUGUUCGUCUCUCUCUGCUCUCUCUGCUUGCUAUAUUAGAUACCUUACUGACUAGUUCAUGCAUAUGCAGGAACUGCUUAUCACUGCUUCAUCGGCUGUAAUGCUUUACAUUAUGACAUCAUAUUACAGAUGACAAAUCCUAUUCACAGGCUGAGAGAAGCAGCAAGUUGUCAUUGGUGUACGAUUGCAUACCCUGUUAACUUGGCUGGCAAAAAUUUUGUCUAACGAUGCUCUAAAUCUUAGUUAUUUGAAAGGGGAAAAAAUGAAGAACUGUUCUAAAAAUUUAAUUGUUCUCGGCACAGCUUGUUUUGAAGACCUAUGCCUGUUAUUCAGUUGAUUUUGUUUCUGAAUGGCCACUUCAUUUCAGGAGUCAGUUUAACAGCGAACCAUUUUGUAUAAAUUUAGGGAGGGAACAUUGUUGGCUAUUGUCAAUUUUUGGCAACAUUAUCUAUACAUUUUACUAGUGUAACAUUUAUAUACAAAUUUGCUUACAGGAUAUUUUACAUUCCACCGUUGAAUGAGAUCGUUCCUUCAUUCUUA